Molecule: messenger RNA, 560 nt
Organism: Balaenoptera acutorostrata (minke whale)
Lineage: Eukaryota; Metazoa; Chordata; Mammalia; Artiodactyla; Balaenopteridae
Product: non-histone chromosomal protein HMG-14-like
Exons: 1
Coding region: 16-321 (101 amino acids)
Biological process (GO): chromatin organization
Cellular component (GO): chromatin; nucleus
Molecular function (GO): nucleosomal DNA binding
Source: RefSeq, a predicted model, not a curated record
CGCCCCGCCACCACGAUGCCCAAGAGGAAGGUCAGCUCCGCCGAGGGAGCGGCGAAGGAGGAGCCCAAGAGGAGAUCGGCGAGGUUGUCAGCUAAUCCAGCUCCUGCAAAAGUGGAAACGAAGCCAAAAAAGGCGGUAGGAAAGGAUAAAUCUUCCGACAAAAAAGUGCAAACAAAAGGGAAAAGGGUAGCAAAGGGAAAACAGGCUGACGUGGCUAACCAAGAGACUAAAGAAGACUUACCUGCAGAAAAUGGAGAAACUAAAAAUGAGGAGAGCCCAGCUUCUGAUGAAGCAGGAGAGAAAGAAGCCAAGUCUGAUUAAUAUCACACACCUGGUCCUAUCAGUGGUCCCUGUUUCCCUUCUUGUACAAUCCAGAGGAAUAUUUUUAUCAACUAUUUUGUAAUUGCAAGUUUUUUAGUAGCUCUAGAAACAUUUUUAAAAAGGAAGGAAUCCCACCUCAUCCCAUUUUUUAAGUGUAAAUGCUUUUUUUUAAGAGGUGAAAUCAUUUGCUGGUUGUUUAUUUUUUGGUACAACCAGAAAAUAGUGGGAUAUUGAAUAUG